UUUUCGGGCUUGUGGGCUGUGGCUUACUGGCUACUUUGUUUGGGCAAGAUAAUAGAUAGCGAGUGUCUACAUAUCAGUAGAACUUAACCAAGGAUUCCUAGGAGUCUAGGACGGAUCGGCGUCGUACUUUCAAGUCCUUUACCUUACACGGAGUAAUUUUUAGUUUAUGUUUUAAUUUUUAGGAGAGAUUAGGAAAAGUCUGGUAAGAUUCGUUUUUCUACAAUUUGUGAUACUCGUGCUUAAUCUCAACCUCUAUUGUCUUUCCUGCUAUAUAUCACAGUCAUGGUUAUUGCGUUUGGGGGCUACGAAAUCUGAUUACUUUGGGUAUUAAUUUAUUACUUCAGAUUUGAAUUUCGGGGCUCUAAGAAAUCGUGUUAUAGUUACGAUGUUUGGCUUGGGAGUUUUGAGUACAGGAGGAUCGUCUUCUUCCUCCAAUUUAUCACCUUUGGCAGAGCCAUUUACUGUCGAUCGAUCCAGCAGUUUGAAAUUCAAUUCGAGCUUCUCGUAUUCGCAUGAAGAUUCUACGAAAACAACUUCAGCGCAAGAAAGCUCGAUUUCACAGUCUGCUAUCCCGAGUAGCCCCUACUGGUCCGCUCAAUCCCUGGGAGCUAAUACUUCGAUUGAUGAUUUUUCAUAUGUUUCGGAAGGUAGUAGGCCUUAUUAUCCUGUUUCUCAUGCAUCCCAGUUGGUUAGUAACAAUACCCCCUCCUUGUCGGCCAUUAAUGAACCAGGUCCUGAGUUGUUACCUACCUCUGGGGUUGUGCCUGGGUGUGUAUCGUCUCAAGUGGACUACACACAGAGCUUGGCUGGUUUGCAAUACUCACAUUCCUCUGGUGUUUGGAAUGGACUGACUGAUAAUAUGGAACUUGGUAAACAUAUGGGAGGUAGUGGUAGUUUGUGUUAUGACAUUGCAACUGCUGAAGGUUCAAAUCUACUAAAAAAUCCAAUUAAGCAAGGAGGAGUUCAUUCCCUUGAGUGUGGAACCAAACCUUAUGAAUCUGGCACUUUUCGUGAGAAUUCUACUGAGAGUGAAACACGUGAUGGAUUUAUGAAGAGGAGACAUUUCACAGGCAAGUCAUACCAUGUUAAAGAACAAGACUUGUAUCCUUCUAUGCCCUUAACAUCUUCUGAACUGCAUUUAAGUGGUCAAUUCAUGGAAGCAUCUAAGGGUUACAUGAACUAUGGCAAACCUUACAAUCCUCAAUGGAUUAAACCACUUGAUUCUUCCCACACACGUGAUAACAUACCUGUACCGAAAUCCACGACAACUGUGGUCAUUAGGCCACCAACUGCUGGUGACAUUUCAUCAUCCACAAAAAGGGCCGCUUCUUUGAAAAAUGAACACAUUGGCAAUUUUUCAACAAUUCAGGUCGAUGGAAUGUGUAGCUUCCUUGACUCUUUGAAAGGUGAAGAAGUUCUCCAGACACCGAGUUCUAUAGGAAAAGGUUUUGUUCCUUUGAGCCCUAAUCAACUUAACAGGCUCAAAGAUGAUGAUGAUAGCUGUAGCAACUUCAACGCAUCUUCACUGUGGUCUCUAAAGGAAAACAUGACAAUGCAGUCCCAUGCUAAUGAUGCCUUGAAACAAACAUUUGAAUCUAGCUCUGGAUCACAUGCUACUUUUACAAAAGUGUUGGAUGAUAUCUCUUUGGUCAACAAUAGUAUCCAAGCUGUUCGGUACAAUGAAAGUUUUCUAGAUGGUAUGGAUCAGCAUAACCCUAGUGUUGAUUCACCUUGCUGGAAAGGAGCUUCGGCAUCUCGAUCUCCUUUUAAUGCUGAUGCGAAUCAUUUUCCUCCAGAAGUUUCUUCAAGUGCCACUUCCCAUGUGCUGCAAUCUGAAAGCAAUGUUUUGCAUAAUGAAAAAGAGCAUCUGUCAGUUGGUGCAGAAAAAGUAGAACUGGGGGCCCAGAUUCAGGAUUCUUGUGACCUAAACAUGAAUGAUGCCUCUGAAGGUUGUAAUGUUGCUCUUCAUGCUGCUGAGAAUGUUUUGCAUUCACCUAGUACUCAGGACGAUCCUGAGCAUGCUCUUAUGUAUGGAAGGCUAUCACCGUGUCCAAAGACGGAUGUUCAAUCUCUGGUCAUGUCUAUUCACAGCCUCUCAGGGUUGCUUCGGUUUCAGUGUUUAGCGAAUGAGUUCACUCUCAGAGAGCAAGAUUAUGAGACCCUAAAGCACGUUAUAAGAAAUCUCAAUGAUUGUAUACCUAAGAGGAUAGAAACUAUGAAUACGGCCCCGGAAAAGGUGUUAGCUCUGCAGGAUACUGUGGAUAAAAUUGGGGAAGGAUUCCAUACGGAUACUGGUUUGACACUGCCCCAUUUAAAGAUUAAUAAAUCUGCUAGUUCUGUACAUGGCCAGCCUGGUGAUCAGCAUAUCCUCCACUGCAACGAGAAAGAUGAGAGUCUUAAACUUUUUGCCUCAAGUGAUAGUCUUAACAUUUCAAAAGAGGAUAAUAUGUCACGGGCAAUCGGGAAGGUCUUAAAUGAGAACUUUCAAUUUGAUGGAGAAUUAAAGUCACAGGCUCUACUCUUUAAGAACUUAUGGCUUGAGGCAGAAGCAAAAUUGUGUUCCAUCAGUUACAAAGCUCGUUUUGAUCGUAUGAAGGUUGCCAUGGAGAUGCAAAGUUCCACAAGGGUUGUAGAUGGAAGUAUAGGUUCUGCAGAAAAUGUUUCAAGUUCCAUUUGUGUGUCUGAUUUUAAGGCUGGUGAACGCUCAUUGCAAAAAUCAGACAUUCAGAGUCCAUCUAUUUCUCGCAGUGCCAAAGAUAACCUUGAUGUUGAGAUUGCUUCUGUCAUGGACAGAUACAAUAUCUUGAAAGAUAGGGAUUCAACUUCCUUAUCAACAUUUUUGGACAAGGAACGAGAUCCAGAUGUGGUUCAUACAAGUUUUGCAGGUGGAAAGAGUGACAGCCGGCCACAUAUAGGCAGGAUGGAGAUGCAAAAUUCCAUUACAGCAAAAGCAAAAGUUAUGCCAUACAAAUCCUCAGCAACCACCGAGAUUAUUUCAAGAUCGCAAUCAUUUCCUGGAAAAUGCGUAUAUUCCUCAAUGGCAGCUAACGUUGGAGGUAGCUUAGCUCCCGAUUCAAAUAUCCAGAAUACUUCCAUUGCACGUUGCAAUAUUGACACUGACAGUUCAAUCAUGGCAAGAUUGAACAUUCUGAAAGGCCGGGAAGCGAACUGCAGUUCAUACAUAGGUGAGGAGCAAUUUGAGCCAAUGCACGUGCAAGUGCCAGAAGAAAAUAUUUCAAAUGCAAGCAUGAUGCAUCCUUUCAUGCAUCGCCCUGCCGUGACGAUCAGUGGUACUGGCCCGUUUGCUGCCGCAGAUGGUUUUGGAAAAGAAUCCAUGAAAGAGUUUCUUCUCCACUCAGCUUCAAUUGAUGCAGUCCCACAAACAAAGAGACAUAACAGAGCAAAUCCUGGAGCAGCUUCUUCAGCAUUGUACAAUACUUCGUCGUCUGAUUGGGAGCAUGUACUGAAGGAUGACUUUGCUGCAUGGUACAGUUGAAACAUUCAUAUUUUCCACAAUAUCAGCAAGCCUUCAUAUGUUGUAUAUGGUAUGUAUGUAUUAUUUUUUUCAGAGAAUUGGAUGGUGCAUCAGAUACCUUAACCUUGCUAGUAGUGUUGCACUUUCUACUUGUCUAUAUAAUUUCUUAAAAACAUAAAGGAAACAAAUAAUUAAAAAAUGCUCUAAAUAGAAGUAACCGAGUAAAAGCAAGUUAAUAUUUC
Molecule: messenger RNA, 3717 nt
Organism: Cuscuta epithymum
Lineage: Eukaryota; Viridiplantae; Streptophyta; Magnoliopsida; Solanales; Convolvulaceae
Source: the annotation of a GenBank genome assembly